AUGUUGACCCAAAUCAUCUUGAAUUCAUCCAAACCUUCGAAACAAAUUCCUCCCGGAAAGGUUCACACAAAAAAAUCAGGUGUUAAACGAUUCAUCAAGAAGUUAUUUAAGAGGUCAAUUUGUUUGGCUUCGAAGGAUGGUAAAGAAGAGGUGUUCAAGAAAGUGAUCAUCAUAAUUGACCCAAAGGAUCUGAAUUCUGAUGUUUCGCUUGUGAGAGAAUCGUCGUCCGAGAAGAUACAAGAGAAAUCCGAGAAGACGCAAGAGAAAUUAGAGGUGCAAGAGAAAUCAGAAAAGAUACAAGAGAAAUCAGAGAAGACACAAGAGAAAUCAGAGAAGACGCAAGAGAAAUCAGAAAAGUCACAAGAGGAAUCCGAGAAAACACAAGAGGAACCAGAGAAGACGCAGGAGAAAUCAGAAAAGACCCAAGAGAAGUCUGAGAAGACGCAAGAGAAAUCUUCGGAAAAGGAGUCGAAAUAUCAAGUUUCAAUGGAGAGAACGCAAUUGUUCUUGGAAAAGUCAUCCGAAAGAGAAUCAAAUUAUCAAGUAUCGAUGGAGAGAACUCAGUUUGUAUAUGAAAAAACGCAUCUGAUAUUCGAGAAAACAUACGAGAACAAAGACUCCGAGAAAAAGCAUGAGCGUCAUAAUAAGCGAGAAACUCAUAAUUUUCGACGUAGACCUUCUCUCAAUCGCCGACGUGCCUCUAUAACCCGUUUUGACUCACCCCGCACACGCCACCCGAUGACCCGACCGCCAAAACACCCAGCCAGGUAUCUUGCCAAGCUUCCUGUGAUGAACGAACCACUAAACAUUGCUACAAAUUCCUCCAAGACCGGGGAGCGUCCCGUAUCAUUUUCCUGUCCACUAAAAUUCCUUAAAUUCAAAGUCUACUUUAACUUCGAGAAUCCGGAUUACUGCAUAGAUGUCAAAGUACCGUGCGGCGUCACCUUGGAUUCGUUCAAGCAUUACGUGGCACAAAAUUAUGGUCAUGAGUUGAACGAGAAGUGCAAGGUGUUGUAUCACCCGCACCAAUUUGAUCCAAAAAGAGAUUUAGUGGACGUAUUAUCGGAAAAGAAUUUUAAGAGUUCGAAUAAAAAGAACAGCAUCGUGGGUACAGAUCUUGGAGGAAAUAUUGUUUUGUCCGGCGGUAAAAUAAAGGGUGAUGGUGUUAAGUAUAAAUACUCAAAGGAAAAUAUUCAUUUUGUGGACAGUGAGUUAGAGUGGCAAGUGUUAUCAAGUGCUUUUUGCGUUGACGAAGACGUUUAUGUUUCAAUAUAUUAUGGGGAUAUAUAG
Acaulospora morrowiae is the source of this 1290-nucleotide messenger RNA. NCBI's taxonomy places the organism in Eukaryota, Fungi, Glomeromycota, Glomeromycetes, Diversisporales, Acaulosporaceae. The record is from the annotation of a GenBank genome assembly.